AUGGUCUUUAUCGCGACCUACCCACCGCUCGGGCAAGUCACGCAGCUCUCCUGUCGAGAUGUGACAUUCCAGGCUGUUCUCGAGGUUCCGACAGAAGACCCUCAGGAAUGGCAGCUUGCUCUUUGGUACUCUCCUGGGAAUAACUCGGAGUGGAUGGAGGUUGAACUCGUCCCAGUGAACUCUGACACCCACCCUAUUAAGCUACACGACCCUGUGGACAAGACAACAAGGCAGGUCUUCUCGGCGCAACUGAGCAUCCCAGUCUCAGCCGCUUUUACAGUCAAGUUUCGGCAACAAACCAAGGGGGAGAAGUGGCGAUGGGUCCGCAAUGAGCAGGGGGUUGACGACGGUGUCGUUAUUAUUGAUCAGAAACCUACAGACGAGAGCGACCCCGAGGAUUUGCCAGACUUGAUCCAUCGCUUCAACCCGGAUCUUAAGUGGGAAAGUCAGUUGAGCCAGUCCCCGGGAACACGACUAUGGUCUAUUGAAGUUGCGGUACCCAAAGCCGGGGACGGCGACUCGGCAUACGUUGAAACCGAAAUUGGUGACCCAUGGGGACAGUUUGUCAGAUGGUUUGCUUUAGUUCGAACAUCAGAGCCUUGGCUCGCCCCGAGGAAGGGCAGGUCGGAGCUCAGACUUGACACAGGAGCGUUGCUUUGCUCGUUCCUCUCUCCUCGGGGCAAACACAUGGUCUUCCUUGGGAUCAAUGGUAUAAACGAUGUUGCUACAUUGUUUCAAAGCGGAGACAUCGGAGAGCCCUGUCUGUUACUUAAUAUUCGGAGCGACAAUGUGCAUGAAACCACAGCCACCGUCUUAGUAGCCGUCGGCGACAACAUCGAGAACACCAUCGCUGCCGUUAUGUAUCAUGCCCGUACGCUUGUCGCUGUUACGGGUACGCCUGUUUCGACGGAGGUGUCCGGGGAUGUAUUGGAUGGUGACGUCCAAGCACAAUGGUACGAGAAAUGGUACGAUGGACUUGGAUACUGCACAUGGAACUCUCUCGGCCAAAGACUUACCGAGAACAAGGUGCUUGAUGCCUUGGAUACGCUGACGAAAAACAAGAUAAACGUUGCGAGCCUGAUCAUAGACGACAACUGGCAGGACAUAGACUACCACGGUGAUGGUCAGUGGCAGUACGGGUGGAAUGAUUUUGAAGCCGAGCCCAAGAAUUUCCCCAGGGGUCUCAAAGCACUCGUCUCGGAUAUUCGUUCCAAGCAUAAGCAUAUCCAACACAUUGCUGUCUGGCACGCCCUUCUCGGCUAUUGGGGCGGCAUUGCUCCGGACGGGCCCCUCGCGAGGCGGUACAAGACCAUACAAGCUAUCUGCGACAGCACGAGCCAGCCCCGAGUCCCGGACAAGAUCAACCUGACUCUGAUCGCUCCAUCGGACGUCCAAGGAUUCUACAACGAUUUCUACGCCUUCCUUACCUCUUGCUCCAUUACCGGCGUCAAGACCGACGCCCAAUACAGGGUCGACACCCUCUCCCGCCCAUCAGAUCGUCGCGCCCUUAUUAACCCUUACCUUGAUGCCUGGAUGUCCGCCUCGCUCCGCCACUUCUCCGGUAACGUCGUCGCUUGCAUGUCGCAGACUCCCCCACUGUCAUUCCACAGCUACCUGCCGAAUACCCGUCCGGCGCAGGUCUGGCGCAACUCAAACGACUUCUUCCCUAACGACAGUUAUUCGCACCCCUGGCAUAUCUGGACGAACGCGCAUAAUGCAGUGCUUGCGCAGCAUUUGAACGUUAUUCCGGAUUGGGACAUGUUCCAGACCGCGCCGUCAGCCGAUGAAGGCGAGGAUGGAUAUGCUGAUGUCUUCCCUACCCUCCACGCCGCUGCGCGCUGCCUCAGCGGUGGGCCGGUGUGUAUCACGGACGCCCCCGGCCGACAUGAUCUGGGAUUGAUCCGGCAGAUCAGUGGGCGCACCACGCGGGGGAAGACGGUGGUGUUCCGACCGAGUGUUGUGGGGCGGGCGUUGGAUGUGUACAAUGUGUAUCGGCUUGGCAUCAGCGAUCUUGCGUUGCUCAAGAUUGGGGCAUAUCAUGGGAGAUCCGGAACGGGAACGGGUAUCGUGGGUGUUUUCAAUUUGGAGGAGACGAAGCUAACGGAGAUCUUGCCGCUCAAGAAGUUUCCUGGCGUGGUUGAAGGGCAGAAAUAUGUGGUGAGAUCUCAUUCCUCCGGCGCAGUGACGGCGCCGCUGGAGGUGAGCACUUCGUCGACCGGAGGCUCGCUACUAGAGGUUUCACUGGGCUCCAUGGAGUGUGAUAUACUCUCCGCUUACCCAUUGCAUGAAGUGGAGUCGAAAUCGAGGGGACAAGUGCUCCUUGCAAACCUGGGCCUGGUAGGCAAGAUGACCGGAGGUGCGGCGGUAACGGGGACGGUAUUUGAGGUGCGAGAGAACGGGAGGAUGAUGGUGGAGGCCGGGUCCAAGGCUCUCGGAAUUGUUGGCAUCUACAUCUCGAUACUCCCAGACCUCACCGUGGAGGACGAUUUCAUGGUGACAAUUCUUGGCCAACCAGUGCCCCCACACACGGUUUCCGUGAGCAAGCAGGACGGGCAUGUACUCGAGGUCGAUGUUGAGACGGCUUGGGACGAGAUGGGCCUUGAAGCCGGGUGGUCAAAUGAGCCACAGGUGAAAGUGAACUUUGCUUUGGACAAGAAAUAG
Molecule: messenger RNA, 2661 nt
Organism: Dichotomopilus funicola
Lineage: Eukaryota; Fungi; Ascomycota; Sordariomycetes; Sordariales; Chaetomiaceae
Product: putative galactinol--sucrose galactosyltransferase 6
Exons: 5
Coding region: 1-2661 (886 amino acids)
Source: RefSeq, a predicted model, not a curated record